AUGAACGACCCUCACGGAUCCAAUCAUCUCCCGAUAUUAAUAGAAUACCAACUUUCAGGCCAGAAUAAUGAUAUUAUAAACAAUACCCAUAAAUGUUGGAAAACAGACAAAGCUGAUUGGAUUAAGUACCAAAACCAUAUGAACACAACAUUUGCAGGAAGUUACGAUCAAAUGAUCGAAAAUAUAAACACGGCAGCAGGUAUAUCAAUCCCAAAAAUUAACCACUCAAGGAAAAAUAAUACACAUUCAUACAAACCAUGGUGGAAUGAAAAUUGCCACGAUAAAGUUACAGAUAGGAAAAAAGCAUACAAGAUAUAUAAUGAGAAUCCGAAUUUACAAAAUUUAUCAAACUACAAAAGAUUAGACGCGUUAGCUAAAAAAACUCUGAAAGAAACAAAAAGGCAAAAAUGGAAGGAGUACUGCGGAAGCCUAAAUAAGAACACUCCCAUCAAAGAAGUAUGGUCAAAAUUAAAUCAGUAUAAAAAUAGAAAAAAAGAAAACAGAAUGCCAUUAAAUAGCGAAGCAAUUUGGAUAGAAUCUUUCCACUGCAAAUUGUCCCCUCCUUGGGUAAAUUACAAAACAACAGAAAUAAACGAUGAAAAUACCAAUCUCGACACGUCAGUAAUAGAUUCCAGCAGUCACUUGUUAAAGGUAUUUACACUCCCAGAACUAAAUAUUGCAUUAAAACAACAUAAUAAUACAGCCCCCGGGAAAGACAAUAUCACAUACUCUAUGCUCGCUCAAUUACCUGAAAAUAGUAAAAUAGAACUACUGGAAAUAUAUAAUACCAUAUGGUUAUUAAAAGCACCUAUUCCAUCGGACUGGUAUGAAUACAUCGUCAUCCCACAAAGGAAACCUGGAAAACCCCUAGAAGAAGCAGACUCUUACAGGCCAAUAGCACUUGCGUCAUGCGCACUAAAAACAUACGAACGACUGAUCAAGAAUCGUCUAGAACAUUGGCUAGAAAAAAAUUACCUUCUACCUCGAUUCCAAUAUGGAUUCAGACGGGGACGGUCUACAAAUGAAGCGUUAGCAAUAUUAACUAAUGAUAUUCAGAUAUCCUUCACGAACAACCAAUCGGUAAUGGCCACAUUCUUAGAUAUCAAAGGAGCAUACGACAAUGUUCUGAUAGAUCGGCUGACAAUAAAACUGAACAAGUUAGGAAUUCCACCAAGAAUAACAUUACACCUCAGAAAUUUGUACGUAAACAGGAGUAUAUAUCUAAAAAUCAACAAUUCAAUAACCACCUCUCGGGUAACAUCAGUUGGUCUCCCACAAGGCAGUAUCCUCAGCCCACUACUCUUCACAAUAUAUACUAUGGAUUUAGAAACAAUCUUAGGGAAAAAUGUAAAAUUAAUACAAUUUGCUGAUGACAUCUGCAUAUAUACCUACCACAAAACCUNUAAAUGA
This is a messenger RNA of Anoplophora glabripennis (Asian longhorned beetle), 1410 nucleotides long. RefSeq lists its product as uncharacterized. The coding region runs from base 1 to 1410 and encodes 469 amino acids. The transcript has a single exon. The record is from RefSeq and is a predicted model, not a curated record. Lineage: Eukaryota; Metazoa; Arthropoda; Insecta; Coleoptera; Cerambycidae.